Opisthorchis viverrini is the source of this 339-nucleotide messenger RNA. RefSeq lists its product as hypothetical. Bases 1 to 339 code for a protein of 112 amino acids. NCBI's taxonomy places the organism in Eukaryota, Metazoa, Platyhelminthes, Trematoda, Opisthorchiida, Opisthorchiidae. The transcript has 3 exons. The record is from RefSeq and is a predicted model, not a curated record.
AUGUAUCAAGGUGGAGGACCAGGAGAAAACGGAGACGAUAUCGUUGUGUACAGCAAUUCGGAAUCAGGGCACGCAGCUCACCUGAAGGCCGUAUUGAAGCGUAUCCGGGAGGCUGGCCCGCAGACAAAUGAAGCCAAGACAGCUCGUUCGGAGUUCGAUGAAACUGCUGGGGUUUUAGCAAGACUCCAUACUACGUCAAGCACACAACAAGACGUGAUAUUCGGCAGUACGAAUCGUAAUCUGUCAACGAUUGAAGUGACACAAUCACGGUUAGCCAGCAAGCAGUGCAACCAAAUUACUGUGAAAAUGACCGGUUCCUUAACAGUGUCCGAGUCCUAA